This is a messenger RNA of Lottia gigantea (owl limpet), 354 nucleotides long. RefSeq lists its product as hypothetical. The transcript has 2 exons. The record is from RefSeq and is a predicted model, not a curated record. NCBI's taxonomy places the organism in Eukaryota, Metazoa, Mollusca, Gastropoda, Lottiidae. The coding region runs from base 1 to 354 and encodes 117 amino acids.
AUGGGAAUAAUUUCUAAUUGUCCAACUUCAGUGGAUAUCAUCGACCUCGGAACUUUUGAUGAUGAAGCUUGUUGUGACUGUGAUGAAACUUGUCAUGGGUUUGAUGAAACUUGUCAUGGGUUUGAUGAAACUUGUCAUGGGUUUGAUGAAUCUGGUAAUGAGUUUGAUGAAACUUUUAAUGGGUUUGACGAGUUUGAUGAAACUUGUAAUGAGUUUGAUGAAACUUGUAAUGAGUUUGAUGAAACUUGUAAUGAGUUUGAUGAAACUUGUAAUGAGUUUGAUGAAUCUUGUAAUGAGUUUGAUGAAACAUGCCAUGUGUUUGAUGAAACUUGUCAUGAGUUUAAUGAAAUUUAA